AUGACGCCCGGCGUUUCCAGGAGACUGGACCCCAAAGACCCCCUGGGUAGCCAGCGAGCAGCUUCCCCAACCCCGAAGCAGGCUUCCUCGACUGCUCCGGGCCGGGAGAGCCCCCGGGAAACGAGGGCCCAGGGCCCAGCAGGCCAGGAGGCAGAUGGCCCCCGCAGGAUGCUGCAGGUGGACAGCAGGACGCAGAGAGCAGGGCGGUCCCCUUCGGUGUCACCGGACAGAGGCAGCACCCCCACAUCACCCUAUUCCGUCCCCCAGAUUGCCCCCCUGCCCAGCAGCACUCUGUGCCCCAUAUGCAAGACCUCGGACCUCAAGUCAACGCCCAGCCAGCCAAACUUCAACACCUGCACCCAGUGUCACCACAAGGUCUGCAACCAGUGUGGGUUCAACCCCAAUCCUCACCUCACCCAGGUGAAGGAGUGGCUCUGCCUGAACUGCCAGAUGCAGCGGGCUCUGGGGAUGGACAUGACCACCGCACCCCGCUCCAGGAGCCAGCAGCAGCUUCACUCCCCGGCUCUGUCGCCGGCCCACUCCCCAGCCAGGCAGCCCCUGGGGAAGGGGGAGCCAGAGCGAGCCCAGGGCCAAGGAGGACCACAGCCCAGCCCCCACAAGGCUGAGCCAGCCAGGACAAGCUCAGCGCCACCAGGGCCUGCCCAAGCAGCUGUCCCUCUGGAGGUGGGCAGGGUGUCUCCUCAGCCCUCUCUCCCCACCAAGCCUUCCACAGCUGAGCCCAGGCCACCCACAGGAGAGGCCCUGGCGAAAAGUGCCACCGCACUGCCCUCCGGGGCUGGUGCUGCUGAGCAGACACAGGAGGGUCUCACCGGGAAGCUCUUUGGCCUGGGGGCGUCGUUGCUGACCCAGGCGAGCACCCUCAUGUCCGUGCAGCCUGAGGCUGACUCCCAGGGCCAGCCCUCCCCCAGCAAGGGGCAACCCAAACUCGUCUUCAGUGAUGCCAGCAAGGAGGCCGGCUCCAGAGCUCCGGGCUCCGGGCCCGGGGUGGGGCCAGCACCUGGAGCCAAAACAGAGCCUGGGACCCGAGCAGGCCCUGGAUCUGGGCCUGGAGCUCUGGCAAGAACUGGGGGGACAACCAGUCCGAAGCAUGGCAGAGCAGAACACCAGGCAGCGUCCAAGGCUGCUGCCAAGCCAAAGGCCGUGCUGAAGGAGAGGGCCACCUGCCCACUGUGCCAAGCUGAGCUCAACGUGGGCAGCAAGGGCCCAGCCAACUACAACACCUGUACCACCUGCAAGCUCCAGGUGUGCAACCUGUGUGGCUUCAACCCAACACCCCACCUGGUGGAGAAAACCGAGUGGCUCUGUCUGAACUGCCAAACGAAACGACUGCUGGAGGGCAGCCUGGGAGAGCCCACCCCACCGCAGCUCCCCGUAGGGGCCCCUCAACGUGCAGCUGGGACCACUCCUGUGAAACAGAAAGGGCCACCAGGGCUGGGCCAGCCAUCAGGCCCCCAGCCCACCAAGGCCAGCCCCCUGCCUGCCAAGGCCAGCCCCCUGCACGCCAAGGCCAGCCCCCAGCCUGCCAAGGCCAGCCCACAGUCCACCAAGGCCAGCUCCCUGCCCGCCAAGGCCAGCCCCCAGCCCACCAAGGCCAGCCCCCAGGCAAAGCCAUUCAAGGGUUCUGAGCCCAGCAGGACCCCGGGCACUGCCCAGGAGAAGAAGGCAGGAAUCCCAGCUAAAGCCGACACUGGGCCGAAGCCACCUGCAGAGACAGCCCCGCCCCCUGGGACUGCAAAAGCAAAGAGUGGGGCCCAGAGGACUGAGCCUGCCGCCCCUGUCAGCAAGGCUGUACCGGAAGCCCCCAAGGGCGGGGAGCCAGAGGAGCUGGUGGGCAAGCCUUACUCCCAGGACCUGUCUCGGAGCCCACAGAGCCUCAGUGACACUGGCUACUCCUCCGACGGCAUCUCCAGCUCCCAGAGCGAGAUCACAGGCACCGUCCAGCAGGAGGUGGAGCAGCUAGACAGUGCGGGGGUGACGGAGCCACGCCCGCCCAGCCCCUCGGAGCUCCACAAAGUGGGGAGCGGCAUGCGGCCCUCACUGGAGGCCCAGGGCCGGGCCCCCAGCGGCAAGCAGGGCAGGCCGCUCGGCCACAGCGGCCGAAGCAGCAGUCUGGAGGAGCAGAAGCUGCGGCCCCACUCCCUGUCCAUCAUGCCAGAGGCUUUUGACUCCGAUGAGGAGCUAGAGGACAUUCUGGAGGAAGAGGGGGUUUCCCUCGAAUGGGGAGGCCAGAGGGAGCGGCGGGACACGGCCGAGUCCUCAGACGACUUUGGCAGCCAGCUCCGGCACGACUACGUGGAGGACAGUAGCGAGGGUGGCCUGUCCCCACUCCCCCCGCAGGCUCCAGCCCGGGCAGCAGCGCUGACGGACGAGGAGUUCAUGCGGCGGCAGAUCCUGGAGAUGAGUGCCGAGGAGGACAACCUGGAGGACGAGGAGGCAGUCGCCUCAGGGCCUGGCCUGGCUAAACACAGCGCCCAGAGGGGAGGCAGGCCCAGGGUGGAGCCCAGCCAGGAGCCGGCGAUGACCAAGAGGCGCCUGCCCCACAAUGCCACCACAGGCUACGAAGAGCUGCUCUCCGAGGGAGGCCCGGCGGCUGAAGAGGCUGCCACCGACAGCAGUGGGGCCCUGCAGGGGGGGCUCCGCCGGUUCAAGACCAUUGAGCUCAACAGCACGGGCAGCUACGGUCACGAGCUGGACCUGGGCCAGGGCCCAGACCCCAGCCUGGACCGGGAGCCAGAGCUGGAGAUGGAGAGCCUGACCGGCUCCCCAGAGGAUCGCUCCCGCGGGGAGCACUCCUCCACCCUGCCCGCCUCCACCCCCAGCUACACCUCUGGCACCUCGCCCACCUCCCUGUCCUCACUGGAGGAGGACAGCGACAGCAGCCCCAGCCGCAGGCAGCGGCUGGAGGAGGCGAAGCAGCAGCGCAAGGCCCGGCACCGCUCUCACGGGCCCCUGCUGCCCACCAUCGAGGACUCGUCAGAGGAGGAGGAGCUGCGGGAGGAGGAGGAGCUGCUGCGGGAGCAGGAGAAGAUGCGCGAGGUGGAGCAGCAGCGCAUCCGCAGCACCGCACGCAAGACCCGGCGGGACAAGGAAGAGCUGCGGGCCCAGCGGCGUCGGGAGCGCUCCAAGACACCGCCCAGCAACCUGUCCCCCAUCGAGGACGCCUCCCCGACAGAGGAGCUGCGGCAGGCGGCGGAGAUGGAGGAGCUGCACCGCUCCUCCUGCUCUGAGUACUCGCCCUCCCCCUCCCUCGACUCGGAGGCAGAGGCCCUGGAUGGCCACGGCCCCGCCCGGCUCUACAAGUCAGGCAGUGAGUACAACCUGCCCACUUGCAUGUCCCUCUACUCGCCCACGGAGAUGCCCGUGGGCGGCUCCUCCGCCUCCAGCGCCGGCCGGCCCCUCAAGAGCGCGGAGGAGGCCUACGAGGAGAUGAUGCGCAGGGCGGAGCUGCUCCAGCAGCAGCAGGGCCACGCAGCGGGGGGCCAUGCCCAGCCCCACGCCCCGCGUGGCCCCGGCCCCUUCGAAUACCAGGAACUCGCGGACCGUGACUACGGCCGGGCCCCCCAGCCUGCCUCGGAGGGCGCGUCCACCGUGUACGAGGAGAUCCUGCAGACGUCGCAGAGCAUCGCGCGGAUGCGCCAGGCCUCCUCGCGGGACCUGGCCUUCGCCGAGGACAAGAAGAAGGAGCGGCAGUUCCUGAACGCUGAGAGCGCGUACACGGAUCCCAUGAAGCAGAAUGGUGGCCCUCUGACCCCCGGGACCAGCCCGACCCAGCUCGCCGCCCCGAUGUCCUUCUCCAGCUCCACCUCCACCUCCUUGGACAGCAGUGGGAGCCGCAUCAUCCCAGAUGUCCGCGUCACCCAGCACUUUGCCAAGGAGCCCCAGGACCCCGUCAAACUGCACAGUUCUCCCGCCUCGCCCAGCUCAGCGUCCAAGGAGGUGGGCAUGCCCUUCCCGCAGGGCCCUGGGGCCGCGGCUCCGGGGCCCGCUGGCCUGCCUCGUGGAUAUGUGACUCCCGCCUCCACUGUGGGCUCGGAGCACAGCUAUGGACAGAGCCCCACCACUGCAAACUACGGGUCCCAAACAGAGGAGCCGCCUGUGGCUGCCAGCGGCAGUGGGCGGGCUGCCAGAGAGAAGCCCCUCCCAAGCGAUGGCCAGAGCAGCAUCUCCCAGGCUUCCAGAGGAUAUUCCUAUUUCGUGGGUUCCAGCCCACCCCUCUCCCCGUCCUCCCCCUCAGAGAGCCGCGCCUUCUCCCCUGGCAAGCUGGGCCCAAGGGCCACUGCAGAGUUUUCUACACAGACACCAAGCCCCACCCCCGCCUCAGAUGCUCCCCGGAGCCCCAGUGGCUCCACUCCGGCCCCCAUGGUGGCCCAGGGCACACAGACCCCGCACCGGCCCGGUGCCCCUCGCCAGGCCUGGCAACCACCCCCUCCGGAGUCUCCCUUUCUGGUCAUCACACUGGCAUCUGAUGCCUCUAGCCAGCCCAGAAUGGUCCAUGCCAGCGCCUCCACCUCUCCAGUGUGCUCGCCCACUGGCUCCCAGCCUACUGCCCACAGCUACAGCCAGACAACGCCUCCAAGUGCGUCCCAGCUGCCCCCAGAGCCCCCGGGGGCCCCCGGUCUCCCUCGGGCACCCAACGCUGGGGCCGAUGGGCCCCUGGCUCUGUAUGGCUGGGGUGCCCUGCCUGCUGAGAACAUCUCCCUGUGUCGGAUCUCCUCUGUCCCCGGGACGUCCAGGGUGGAGCCAGGCCCCAGGCCCCCUGGCAGUGCCGUGGUAGACCUUCGCACGGCUGUCAAACCCACGCCCAUCAUCCUGACUGACCAGGGCAUGGACCUGACCUCUCUUGCUGUGGAAGCGAGGAAGUAUGGCCUUGCCCUUGACCCGCUCCCAGGUAGGCAGUCGACGGCUGUGCAGCCCUUGGUUAUCAACCUCAAUGCCCAGGAGCAGACCCACGCCUUCCUCAGCACGGCCACCACCGUGAGCAUCACCAUGGCCUCAUCAGUGCUCAUGGCUCAGCCAAAGCAGCCUGCCGUCUAUGGGGACCCUUUCCAGAACCGAAUGGACUUUGGCCAGGGGGCAGGUAGCCCCGUGUGCCUGGCCCAGGUCAAGCAGGUAGAGCAGGCUGUCCAGACCGCCCCAUAUCGAGGGGGGCCUCGGGGAAGACCCAGGGAGGCAAAGUUUGCCAGGUAUAACCUGCCCAACCAGGUAGCCCCUCUGGCCAGAAGGGAUGUUUUGAUGACCCCAAUGGGCACUGCCCAGGGUGUUGGCCUCAAGGCAGGCCCAGUGCCGGAACCUGGGGCAGAGCCCCACCAGGCCACGCCUGCAGAGCUCCGGCCCCACCCUCUGCCAGCUGCCAGGAAGCCCCACACCGUGGUGGUGCAGAUGGGAGAGGGCACUGCUGGAACCGUGACCGCGCUGCUCCCGGAGGAGCCAGCGAGCGCGCUGGACCUCACCGGGAUGCGGCCCGAGAGCCAGCUGGCUUGCUGCGACAUGGUCUACAAGCUCCCUUUCGGCAGCAGCUGCACCGGGACCUUCCAUUCUGCCCCUAGUGUGCCUGAGAAGAAUGUGGCAGAGGCUGCCCCGCCUGGCCAAGGCAGCAGCCCCUUCUAUAGCCCCCGGGACCCCGAGCCCCCAGAGCCCCCCACCUACCGGGCACAGGGAGUCAUGGGGCCUAGGCCCCACGAGGAGCAGAGGCCCUACCCACAGGCCCUGCCUGGCAGGCUGUACUCCUCCAUGUCUGACACCAAUCUGGCCGAGGCUGGCCUCAACUUCCACGCCCACCGGCUUGGGCAGCUCUUGCAGGGCCCCAGCAGAGACUCGGCCAUGGACCUCAGCUCCCUGAAGCACUCCUACAGCCUGGGCUUCGCCGACGGCCGCUUCCUCGGGCAGGGCCUGCAGUAUGGGUCCUUCACAGACCUGCGGCACCCCACAGACCUUCUGAGUCACCCACUGCCCAUGCGGCGCUACAGCUCCGUGUCGAACAUCUACUCAGACCACAGGUACGGCCCGCGGGCAGACACAGCCGGCUUCCAGGAGGCCAGCCUGGCCCAGUACAGCGCCACCACGGCCCGGGAGAUCAGCCGCAUGUGCGCUGCCCUCAACUCCAUGGACCAGUAUGGCGGGCGGCACGGCGGCGGCAGUGGGGGGCCUGACCUCAUGCAAUACCCGCCCCAGCCGGGGCCCGGGCUCAGCGCCCCUCUCAGGCCUGACCUCCUAGGGAACCCCACUUUCCCAGAGGGCCACCCAAGUCCUGGGAACCUGGCCCAGUAUGGGGCCGCAGCUGGCCAGGGUGCAGCCAUCAGGCAGCUGCUGCCAUCUACAGCCACUGUGCGUGCGGCCGACGGCAUGAUCUACUCAACCAUCAACACCCCAAUUGCCGCAACACUGCCCAUCACCACGCAGCCUGCAUCGGUGCUGCGGCCCAUGGUGCGCGGCAGCAUGUACAGACCGUAUGCGGCCGGGGGUGUGGCAGCCGUGCCACUCAACAGCCUGGCACGCAUGCCCGUGAUCGCCCCCCGGGUACCUCUUGGACCCGCAGGGCUGUACCGGUAUCCAGCACCAAGCAGAUUCCCGGCGGCUUCCGCCAUCCCGCCUGCUGAGGGCCCUGUCUAUCUGGGGAAGCCUGCCGCUGCCAAGGCCCCGAGGGCUGGGGGCCCACCAAGGCCAGAGUUGCCUGCAGGGGCUGCCCGAAAAGAGGUACUUGCCACAGCCACCCCUGCGGCCAUCAAGGAGGCUGCGGCAGCCCCAGUCCCACUCCCCAUGACCGCCCACAAGCCCCCAGGAGAUGCUGCCACUGGGCCUGGCAGUGGGGCCCGGGCAGGGCAUGAGAAGGAGGAAGCCUUGCAGGAGGAAAAGCAGCGGAAGCAGCAGGAGCAGUUGCUACAACUGGAGCGGGAGCGGGUGGAACUGGAGAAGCUGCGACAGCUGCGGCUGCAGGAGGAGCUGGAGCGGGAGCGUGUGGAGCUGCAAAGGCAUCGCGAAGAGGAGCAGCUGCUGGUGCAGCGGGAGCUGCAGGAGCUGCAGACCAUCAAGCACCACGUGCUGCAGCAGCAGCAGGAGGAGCGGCAGGCUCAGUUUGCACUGCAGCGGGAGCAGCUAGCCCAGCAGCGCCUGCAGCUGGAGCAGAUCCAGCAGCUGCAGCAGCAGCUGCAGCAGCAGCUAGAGGAGCAGAAGCAUCAUCGGCAGAAGGCGCCCUUCCCUGCGGUCUGCGAGGCACCUGCCCGGGGCAACGCCCCAGCUACAGCGGAGCUGGCCCAGAAUGGCCAGUACUGGCCCCCCCUGACUCACACGGCAUUCAUUGCUGUGGCAGGGCCGGACGGACCUGGGCAGCCCCGAGAACACGUGCUGCACCGCGGCCUCCCCAGCUCCGCCUCUGACAUGUCCCUGCAGACGGAAGAGCCGUGGGAGGCGAGCCGCAGUGGCAUCAAGAAGCGGCACUCCAUGCCGCGCCUGCGAGACGUCUGCGAGCAGGACCCAGCAUCGGCGGUGGCACCAGAGCCCAGCCCGGUCAAGAGGAUUGCGGACAGCAGCGUGCAGACGGACGACGAGGAAGGGGAGGGCCGCUACCUCCUGAGCCGGCGGCGGCGCACACGGCGGAGCGCCGACUGCAGCGUGCAGACCGACGAUGAGGACAACGCUGAGUGGGAGCAGCCAGUACGCCGCCGCCGGUCCCGUCUCUCCCGCCACUCAGACUCGGGCUCAGACAGCAAGCACGAUGCUGCCGCUAGCGCCACCGGCUCCUCAUCCACCUCCACCACCGCAGCCCGGGCCACGAGCAGUGUGGCCAUCCAGACCAUCAGCGACUGCUCUGUGCAGACUGAGCCUGACCAGCUGCCCCGGGUCUCUCCGGCCAUUCACAUCACUGCUGCCACGGACCCCAAGGUGGAGAUCAUCCGGUACAUCUCGGCUCCGGAGAAAACUGGCCGCGGGGAGAGCCUGGCCUGCCAGACAGAGCCUGACGCGCAGGCCCACGGGCCGCAGCUAGUAGGGCCAGCCACCAUUAGCCCGUACCUGCCCAGCAUCCAGCUUGUCACCCCGGGGCCCCUGGGCAGGUUUGACAAGAAGAAGCCAGAUCCUCUGGAGAUUGGGUACCAGGCUCACUUGCCCCUUGACUCCCUCUCACAACUGGUGAGCCGCCAGCCCCCUAAGUCCCCCCAGGUCCUCUACUCGCCAGUCUCACCCCUGUCCCCGCACCGGCUCCUGGACACCUCCUUUGUCUCCAGUGAGAGGCUGAACAAGGCCCACGUGAGCCCCCAGAAGCACUUCGCGGCCGACAGCGCUCUCCGCCAGCAGACGCUGCCUCGCCCCAUGAAGACCCUGCAGCGGUCCUUGUCUGACCCUAAGCCCCUCAGCCCCACCGCCGAGGAGUCUGCCAAAGAGAGGUUCUCCCUCUACCAGCACCAGGGGGGGCUGGGUAGCCAGGUGUCGGCGCUGCCACCCAACGGCCUGGUCCGCAAGGUGAAGCGGACACUGCCCAGCCCUCCUCCAGAGGAGGCUCACCUGCCCCUGGCCAGCCAAGCACCCCCUCAACUGUACGCGGCUAGCCUGGUGCAGCGUGGGCUGGCGGGGCCCACCGCCGUCCCCGCCAUUACGAAGGCGAGCCUGCUCCGGGAGCUGGACCGCGACCUGCGGCUGGUGGAGCACGAGUCCACCCAGCUGCGCAAGAAGCAGGCGGAGCUGGACGAGGAGGAGAAGGAGAUCGACGCCAAGCUCAAGUACCUGGAGCUGGGCAUCACGCAACGCAAAGAGUCUCUGGCCAAGGACCGGGGUGGCCGUGACUACCCUCCCCUCCGUGGCUUGGGCGAGCAUCGCGACUACCUGUCAGACAGCGAGCUCAACCAGCUGCGGCUCCAAGGCUGUGUGGCCACCCCCGCUGCCACCGGCCAGUACACGGCAGAUUUCCCCACCGCUGCGGCAGCCAUUCCCGCCACCCCCGCUGGCCCCACUGCAUACCACCAGCUGCGACUCCCACCUCCAGCAGCGCCAUACUCUGUGGGCACGGGCGGGCCAGCUCCAGAUGGGUUCCCGGCCCACCAGGCGCCCGCCUACGCAGGCCCCAGCACGUACCCAGCGCCUGCCUACCCUUCUGGCACCAACUACCCAACGGAGCCUGGGCUGCCAAGCCAGCGAGGUCUCCGGCCUACAGGCCACUACUCCGCCACAACGCCCAUGCCGGCCACCCAGAGCCCCCAUUUCCCAGGCCAGGCCGACAGCCGGGCCCUGCACCAGAAGCCACGCCAGACGUCGCUGGCAGACUUAGAGCAGAAGGUGCCCACCAACUACGAGGUGAUCCCCAGCCCUGCCUCAGCCAUGUCGGCGGCCCCCUCCGACACCAGCUACAGUGGCCUAGCGGUGAGCAACAGCUAUGAGCAGGCCCAGGUCUCUGACCUUUCCCGGGCCAGCGAGCGGAGCAGCCUGGGCCAAAGCCCAGCCCCCAGCUACCCGUCCGACUCACCCUACACCAGCCUGGAGCAAAGCGUGCCGCGGAACUACGUGAUGAUCGAGGACAUCAGCGAGCUGACCAAGGACAGCUCCACCGGCCAGGACAGCCAGCGCCUGGAGCCGCUGGGGCCCAGCGUCAGUGGACGCCCGGGGAAGGAGCCUGGGGAGCCGGGCAGCCACGAGGGCCCUGCACCGCCCUGCUGCUACGGCAGAGGGGAGGAGGAGUCUGAGGAAGAUGCCUAUGACCCCCGUGGGAAGGGCAGCCACCACCGCGGCAUGGAGAGCAACAGCCGGCCGGCCGGCCCCCACUACUACAGCGACGGUGACUACAGGCACGGCGCUCGAGCAGAGAAGUACGGCGCGGGCCCCGUGGGGCCCAAGCAUCCGUCCAAGUGCAUGGCCCCGGCGGCCGUCUCCUCCAAGCGCAGCAAGCACCGGAAGCAGGGCAUGGAGCAAAAGAUCUCCAAGUUCUCCCCCAUCGAAGAGGCCAAGGACGUGGAGUCGGACCUGGCUUCCUACCCAGCCGCUGCGGCCAGCAGCAGCCUGAGCUCCCGGAGCAGGAAGUUCCAAGACGAAGUCACCUACGGGCUCAAGAAGAACGUGUAUGAGCAGCAGCGGUACUAUGGGGUGUCCAGCCGGGACUCGGCGGAGGAGGACGACCGUGUCUACGGCACCAGCCGGCCCCGAGCGGCCUCCUCGUAUAGCGGCGAGAAGCUGUCGGGCCAUGACUUUGGGGGCCGGGGCAAGGGGUAUGAGCGCGAGCGCGAGCCCGUGGAGCGGUUUCAGAAAGCGGGCCCCAAGCCCUCGUCCCUGGGCAUGGCCCACGGCCGAGCCCGGCCCCCCAUGCGGAGUCAGGCUUCCGAGGAGGAGAGCCCUGUCAGCCCCUUGGGGCGGCCGCGCCCCGCCGGGGGCACCCUGCCUCCUGGAGAGGCCUGCCCGCCCUUCUGCUCCAGCCACUCCAUGCCGGACGUCCAGGAGCACGCCAAGGACGGGCCGCGAGCCCGCCCCUACGAGCGCGAGGAGGGCUACGUCUUGGACGACGCCCACUGCGUGGUUUCCGACAGCGAAGGCGUGAAGACCGGAGCCAAGCCCAGUGGGCCCCCAGGGGCUCCUGCUGGCCAGCCAGGUGCCGAAGGGGACAGCGUGUUCUCCAAGAUCCUCCCUGGGGGGGCAGCUGAGCAAGCCGGCAAGCUGACGGAAGAUGGCCCUGAGUAG
Molecule: messenger RNA, 10674 nt
Organism: Echinops telfairi (small Madagascar hedgehog)
Lineage: Eukaryota; Metazoa; Chordata; Mammalia; Afrosoricida; Tenrecidae
Gene: BSN
Product: bassoon presynaptic cytomatrix protein
Exons: 8
Coding region: 1-10674 (3557 amino acids)
Biological process (GO): protein localization to synapse; presynaptic active zone assembly
Cellular component (GO): cytoskeleton of presynaptic active zone; axon; glutamatergic synapse
Molecular function (GO): metal ion binding; structural constituent of presynaptic active zone
Source: RefSeq, a predicted model, not a curated record